UCAGACUGUCAGCAGCUGUUGAGCCCAUGAACGGUAGGACCGACAGAGCAAAGAAAACACACCGAGAAUAACGGAGUGGAGCCGGUGCAGACCCAGUGCAGAGGCCGCAGAGACCGGGCCGCAUCCUGCGGGGAGAGCCGCUGAUUCAAUCUGGAGCUAAUGGAGCAAGGAGACCGUCAGCUGUUAUCUAACGAAGCUAACGAGCUAACGGGCUAACGGACAGGCCACUGACUCACGUUCACCACGCUGCACCACACUCACCCGUUCUCACCCGGGUUAGCUUGUGGACCUCCUGAACCACCUGCAGUCGGACUGUGUCCAGUUCAGCCGGCUAACGGAAGCUAACAAGCUAACAGUCAGAGUACCGUCAGCCCAGCCGGGAUAGUCCGCCCAGACCCGGUUCGUGUUUAGGACUGGGAGCCAGGAUGUUGAUAGCAGCGGUCGGUGCAGGAACCAGAAACUCCGCCUCCACCGGCAAGAAACACCGACGCAGAGGCAAAAAGCACCGGAGAGUCCGAACAGAUGAGAACCGGCCUGAUGACCUCUGCGACCUCCAGGGUCUGAAUCCCGACAGCAGCCCCCCCCCCACGCAGCUGCAGACACGCCCCCAGAAUACUCCACCCACCACCACACUGUUAGGAAACGUGCCAACUUAUCCAGGAGAUCUCCAUGAAACCACCACAGCACCUCGACACAACCCUCCAGACACCACCACAUUAUCCGCUGAGACCACCACCCAGAGUGUCCCCCGAGCUGCCAGACCUCCCGUACCGAACACGUCCCAGACCACACCACCCCUCCAUCAUACUGUGGAUAACCCUGAAAGUACCCUCCAAACUGCCCCGCUGCCCCCUUUAAACACCCCGUCGACAGCACCAGUGACUUCACAGAUCUUCAGCCAGUCACCUCCUGCCACAUCUCAAAGUCCCACCCACAGUCCCAGCCAAUCACUGCCAACUGUAAACCAAAACAUUCGCCUGAGUUCCUCCACAUCGCCUCACAGGACUCUUCAGAAUGUCACUGAGACAGAUCCCUCUGAAUCACCUCCCUCCUUACCCCACAGUGUUACCCACAAUGCCCCUCAAUCACCGUCUGGAUCUGCGCCGCAUCCUGUCAAAGCCCCUCCUACUCCUCCUUUAAGCCCCUCCCACCCGGACCCCUUCCUGCUGACCACAGUGACCUUCACCUCUAGUGUCUCUUCCCACCUCUACACCCCCCUCUGCUCCUCCUCCGCCUCCUUCUUCAGCUCCUUCGACUCUCUGGGUCCUCCCAUUUGUCUGCCCUCUAUGAUGUCAUCAACCACCCAUCAACUGACCACACCCCCUUCGGCUCUGAGCCCACCCCCUCCAGAGUUAACCCCGCCCCCCACCCAGCUGCUGGGCUCAGAUGAUGAGGAGCAGGAAGACCCAUCAGACUACUGCAAAGGUGGUUACUACCCGGUGAAGAUCGGUGACUUGUUCAAUGGGAGGUACCACGUGGUCAGAAAACUGGGUUGGGGACAUUUCUCCACCGUCUGGCUCUGCUGGGACCUUCAGAAGAAGCGUUUUGUGGCCUUGAAGGUGGUAAAGAGCGCUCCACAUUACACCGAGACGGCUCUGGAUGAGAUCAAACUUCUCCGAUGUGUGAGGGACAGUGAUCCGUCCGACCCCCACAGAGAGACCAUCGUCCAACUGAUCGAUGACUUCAAGAUCUCUGGAGUCAACGGAAUACAUGUCUGUAUGGUUCUGGAGGUUUUGGGUCACCAGCUGUUAAAAUGGAUCAUCAAGUCAAACUACAUGGGACUUCCUCUGGUCUGUGUGAAGACCAUCAUCAGACAGGUGCUUCAGGGUCUCGACUACCUUCACACUAAGUGCAAGAUCAUCCACACUGACAUCAAACCGGAGAACAUCUUACUGGAUGUUGAUGAGGUUUACAUCAGGAGGUUGGCGGCUGAAGCCACCGUCUGGCAGAGAGCCGGAGCACCGCCCCCAUCAGGUUCAUCAGUUAGCACGGCUCCCAGGGAUCUCCAGGUGGGUAAACUGUCUAAGAACAAGAAGAAGAAGCUGAAGAGAAAAGCGAAGCGUCAGCAGAGGCUGCUGGAGGAGAGACUGGUGGAUAUCCAGAGGAUGGAGGAGGAGGACAGUGUGUACCAACCUGAAGACACAGACAGUAACUGCUCUCUGGUUGUCAAUGGCAACACUACCUGUCCCACAGCCAACAGUAAAGCAAGUCCAGAGUCCACCUGCUCCUGGUUGGAGGACAGGUGCAAUGGCCACGCCCCUGGGCGUUUCUCCAGUCCCGCUUCCGGCCUGUCGGGUUUCUCCAGCUCCGUGAUGUCAGUGACGUCUGAGUCAGCACUUUCGACUCAGUCAGGAUACUCGAGUGGACGAGAUGCGUUCAGCGCGGCAGAUUUCGUCCUGAGUCCUCUGGAUCCUCAGAACGCAGACAAACUGAAAGUGAAGAUCGCUGAUCUGGGAAAUGCAUGCUGGGUGCACAAAACACUUCACAGAGGAACAUUCAGACCCGACAGUACAGAGCUCUGGAGGUUCUGAUUGGAGCAGAGUAUGGACCACCUGCUGACAUCUGGAGCACCGCCUGCAUGG
Messenger RNA from Toxotes jaculatrix (banded archerfish), 2582 nucleotides. Its product is annotated as SRSF protein kinase 3-like. Gene Ontology annotation, biological process: regulation of mRNA processing; spliceosomal complex assembly; protein phosphorylation. Lineage: Eukaryota; Metazoa; Chordata; Actinopteri; Toxotidae. Bases 426 to 2531 code for a protein of 701 amino acids. Gene Ontology annotation, molecular function: ATP binding; protein kinase activity. The record is from RefSeq and is a predicted model, not a curated record. The transcript is spliced from 14 exons.